Malania oleifera is the source of this 2436-nucleotide messenger RNA. Its product is annotated as outer envelope protein 64, mitochondrial. Gene Ontology annotation, molecular function: protein binding. NCBI's taxonomy places the organism in Eukaryota, Viridiplantae, Streptophyta, Magnoliopsida, Santalales, Ximeniaceae. The transcript has 13 exons. The coding region runs from base 344 to 2164 and encodes 606 amino acids. The record is from RefSeq and is a predicted model, not a curated record.
GCAGUUUGUAUCUCGAACUUGCGAAACACAAAAAUUGUCAAGUUGGGGCUGUUGUGCUUGGGCUGGCUCCGAAUUUCAAACUUCAAACUUCAAAACUCACUCUGGGUUGGGCGGACCUCAGCCCAGCUCUAUAAUCCCCCCACAGAAUCACGAAGAUUCGCGCAAUCGCGCGUGACCUUCACGCUGCCCGCUUCCUCCGACAUCCCUCAACCCUCAUAGUCCCUUCCUUCAACGAAGCCGUCGAGAGAUUCAAACCCUCCGCCUCUCUCCAAAACCCUCCAAAAACCCUAAUCUAAACCUUCCCAGAACUUGAUCGAACCUGUCAUCUCCAUUCAACUUGAUCAUGUUGCAGUCAUUGAAGGUUGUCAAGACAAAUGCUUCCAAUCCGAAGCUCUGGAUCAUGAUCGGCAUAGGCGUGGCAGGGCUUGUAGUCCUCGCCGAAACUACCCGAAGGAAAAGAAGAAAAGUAGCCAAGAGGUUACAGAGAGCAGAUUUCGGGGCUUUUGUCGAGCGCUUCGAGCUUCUUCCCUUCCCUCAACCGCCCCCUCCUGCCGCGCGCCAGUUGCUUUCUGGCCUCACGUUCGCCAUCGAAGACAUAUUCGAUGUGAAGGGGUAUGUGACGGGCUUUGGGAAUCCAGAGUGGAAGAGGACGCAUGAGGCGGCGGCUAAGACUGCAGUGGCGGUGGCGGCCUUAUUGAAGAAUGGGGCUACGUGUGUUGGCAAGACUGUCAUGGAUGAGUUGGCCUUCGGGGUAACUGGGGAGAACAUUCAUUAUGGAACCCCCACCAAUCCACAAUUGCCAUCAAAUAUCCCUGGAGGUUCUGCUAGUGGUUCAGCUGUGGCUGUUGCAGCUGAGCUUGUUGAAUUUGCUCUUGGUACUGACACUACUGGGUGUGUGAGAACCCCAGCAUCAUUCUGUGGUAUCCUUGGAUUCCGACCGUCUCACGGGGUGGUGUCUACAAUUGGGGUUCUGCCAAAUGCUCAAAAUUUGGAUACCAUUGGAUGGUUUGCCCGUGAUCCAUCUGUUUUACAUCGAGUUGGACAUGUUCUACUUCAAAUGAAUCUAGUGGCGCCUAAAAGGGCAAGACGCUUUAUUUUUGCUGAUGAUCUUUUUCAGCUUUCAAAGGUUCCCAAGCAGAAAACUGUACAUGUUGUCAGCAAAGUAACUGAAAAUCUAUCUGGAUAUCAGCCUCCAAAACAUAUGAAUCUUGGUCAGCAUAUUGCUUCAAAUGUACCUAGUUUGAAAAGUUUUCGAGAAAAAUCAAAUCAUCAAAAUGGAAUAUCUACAUUGAAAGCUCUAUCUUCUGUGAUGAUUUCGUUACAGAGACAUGAAUUCAAAACAAAUCAUGAAGAGUGGGUUAAAUCAGUCAAACCCAGGUUAGGCCCUGAUGUCUCUGAUCGUGUUCUUGCAGCAAUUAACUCAACACCUGAGAAUAUUAAAACUUUCUAUAAGGUGAGGGCAGAAAUGCGAGCUGCCCUUCAGAGUCUUUUAAAGGAUGAUGGGAUAUUGGUAAUUCCUACAAUUGCAGAUCCUCCAUUAAAAAUUUCCUCAAAGAAAGGUCUGUCUGCUGAGUUCCAUGAUAGAGCAUUUGCUUUAUUGGGCAUUGCGAGCAUGUCUGGUUGCUGUCAGGUUACCAUUCCAUUAGGGAAGCAUGAUGACUGCCCAAUCUCCGUUUCAUUUAUUGCAUUCCAUGGAGCUGAUAAAUUUCUCCUUGAUACGGUCUUGGAUAUGUAUUCAUCUCUUCAGGAGCAGGUCAGCAUGGCAUCCAACGCGCUGCCAUUGCCAGAUGCCAAUGGUAACAUGGAUACUGCUGAACUGUUGAAAGAGAAGGGCAAUGCAGCAUUUAAAGGAAGACAGUGGAAUAAGGCUGUGAACUACUACAGUGAAGCUAUCAAGUUGAAUGGGACAAAUGCAACUUUCUAUAGCAACCGAGCAGCUGCAUAUUUAGAAUUAGGAUGUUUCCAGCAAGCUGAAGAAGAUUGCAGUAUGGCGUUAUCCCUUGACAAGAAGAAUGUGAAGGCGUAUCUAAGACGAGGAACAGCUAGAGAAUCACUUUUAUGUUAUAAAGAAGCUGCUCAAGAUUUCAAGCACGCCCUUGUUCUUGAACCACAAAAUAAGGUUGCUAGUCUUGCAGAAAAGAGAUUGAGGAAACUGAUGGGUUGAUUCUUUGCAAACCCUAUCCCUCCUACAACUGUUGGAUUAACAUUCGACGGAAGCCCUGCAGGGAAAAAAAUUGAGCAAAAUAAUAGAAGAGAAGAGGUAACGGCUUUCUAUUUAUGAGCUGCUGGGUUUUGUCUUUUUGUUUUUUGCUUUUUUCUUUUUUCCCCCUUGUGCAUAUGUAUCAUUGAAAAAAUGUUUUUAUUAACAUUGGUAUGAAUUUUGGUCCAUUAAUUGAUGUUGACCGUUUAAUUUUUGAAUUAAGUUCAAUUGCUCUC